AUGGUUGUUUUCAAACGUAAACUCAAGUGGCGGCGGUUCAUUGGAGUUAUUAUGUGGAUGUUCAUGUUUUUCAUAAUCCUUUGGUUGGCUAAAAGAUCAAAACCCGAACUUGUGCGCUUCGAAGAUAGAUCAACGUCUACGAACAUUUCCAUUGCUUCUGAACUUGCAAGAAUACCUGAUAGACUUUGUUUUCUUUGGAUAUCAACGCGAGACAACAUUUUACGGAAAUCUAACUAUCCUUGUAAGCACCAGUACGGCUUGGAACUUCAGGUAAAACACAAGAAUUUGCAUCUUCUUUUAUGUAUCCUGCAUGCUGGUGAUGUAGCAACCAACCCAGGCCCAACAUCUGACUCACAAUCAAGGGACGGUUUCAAGAUACUGUAUUUAAAUGCAAGAAGCCUGAAAGCAUUUGUUCAUCCACCGGGGAAUACCUCCCCGAAAGUUUGCAAAAUUUCGUUAUUUCAAGAUUUAGUAUACAGUGGAAAUUAUGACGUCGUAUGUGUUUGCGAGACGUGGUUAAACAACUCAGUUUUAAGCAGCGAAAUUAUACCUAAUUAUGGAACUGUCUUCCGGCGUGAUAGAACUGGCAGAAUUGGUGGUGGUGUUCUCGUUGCUAUUAAGUCAGGAAUACAAGUCACACGUCGACACGAUCUGGAAACUGACAACACGGAGCUUAUUGUUACUGAACUUUUUAAAUCGAACAGUAAACCUGUCAUCCUUUACACUUUCUAUCGCCCUCCUGACUCUACGCCUGAUGUCCUUCAGUCACUGAACAACUCACUCCAAAGAAACCAAGAAUCGAGUCGUAUUGUGAUGAUCGGAGACUUUAACCUACCAUCUGUUAAAUGGUCGAGUUAUGAAAAUGUUCCUGUGAAUACCGGAGGGUCCAAUGAGAAUGAAGCAUUUUGCGAAAUGGUGGACGACAACUUCCUUCAACAGUUUAUAUCUGGUCCCACCCACAUCGCUGGUAAUAAACUCGACCUUUUGCUAUGUAAUUCUCCAGAAAUCAUCGGUGACGUUUCUGCAUUCCUUCCUGAAUGUUUCCCAACAGAUCAUUACGUCGUGGAAAUUGAUGUUCAACUGAAGUUUAAAAGAGCCAAGCCAGUUAAACGCCGAUAUUUUGACUACAGGAACGGUAAAUUUGAUGAGUUGCGCAAUUUCCUCACGAGAAAUCCCAUUAAUAUUACUCCCACCGAUGAUAUUGAUAACUACUGGGAACAAUGGAAGGAAACGUUCUUAACUGCCGUGAAAAAGUAUAUUCCAGUAAGAACUGUUAAGGACACCAACUCCCCCCCUUGGAUUGAUAAAGAAGUCCGGAUUCUUAUCCGCAAGAAAUACCGUGCAUUAAAAAACUACCGAAUGAAUAGAUCUGCAACUCGGAAGCGAAAGCUGCGAUCCCUUACUCAACAAACUAAGCGUCUCAUUAGACGGAAACACCAAGAAUAUCUGGCUAAAAUUGAAAGUUCCUUUUCUGUCAAUCCAAAGCUGUUCUGGAGCUACCAUAAAGCUAUCCUACGCCACCGAGCAAAUCUGCAUCACGAAAUAACGUUCGACGGAGUUACUGCUAAAUCUGCAAAAGAUAAAGCUACACUUUUCAACGCGUACUUCUCUUCCGUAUUUCGUUCACCUUCCACAGGUUCAAAAUCAGGUAUCUGUGAUCUGCUUCAACCAUUAGAAAUUGAGGAGCUUUCCAAUAUAACACUCAAUGCGGAAGAAGUUGCGCGAAGUUUGUACAAUCUUGACACAUCCAAAGCGUGUGGCCCCGACGGCAUUCCAACUCGUCUUCUGCAAGAAUGCAGCAUCCAAAUUGCACCCAGCAUUUGUGAACUAUUCAAUCAUUCGCUGCACACCGGUCAGAUCCCUUCUGAAUGGAAAUCUGCCAAUGUUACGCCUAUCCACAAGAAAGAUCGUAAAGAACCAGCCGAAAAUUAUAGACCUAUUUCUUUGCUCCCCAUCCUUGGAAAAGUUCUAGAACGUGGCGUGUGUUUCAGACUUUACGAUCAUGUCAAACAUCUCAUCACCAAAUUUCAACAUGGUUUCCUCAGACAACGUUCAUGUGUCACUCAGCUCCUAUCUGUUCUUCAUACUAUCGGACAAUCUCUCGACAAGAACACCCAAACAGACAUCGUUUACCUAGAUUUUGCAAAGGCAUUUGACACUGUUGACCACAAUAUUCUUCUCCACAAACUUAAACAGUAUGGCGUAUCAGGACAGUUGUAUGCAUGGUUCGAAGACUAUCUGAGCGGUCGUUGUCAACGAGUUGUGGUAGAUGGAGUUGCAUCUUCCUGGGCACCUGUAACAUCUGGUGUGCCACAAGGAAGUAUCCUAGGACCUGUUCUGUUUGCGAUCUUUAUAAACGAUCUUCCAAAUGUACUACCAGACGAGACCUCGGCAGCAUUGUAUGCAGAUGACACCAAAGUGUACAAAUCAAUUAAAUCGGAAGAUGACUGUCAAAUUCUGCAACACGCCUUGACCAGCCUUGAAUGUUGGAGUCAUGAUAACAACCUAGAUUUCAACCAGUCGAAAUGUAAGGUGCUGACCAUCACACGAAAAAAGACUCCCCUCGUGCAUGUCUACCACAUGAAUUCAAAGGAACUCUUGCGUGUGGAUAAAGAGAAAGACCUUGGUGUUUGCGUCAGUGCCAACUUCAAUUGGGAUGUUCACAUCCACACAAUCACGGGUAAGGCCAACAAGAUGCUCGGGCUGCUUAAACGAACUUGCCCUCUUUUGAGAGACAAAACAGUACGACGAACUCUGUAUCUCUCGCUUGUUAGAUCUCAGCUAUGUUACGCUAGUGAAGUCUGGUCUCCACACACUGUCAAACUCAAGUCUAGAGUCGAAAGCGUCCAAAGAAGAGCCACCGCGUGGAUACUACAAUCCAAGCAUGGCGAAAUGA
This is a messenger RNA of Paramuricea clavata, 2896 nucleotides long. The record is from the annotation of a GenBank genome assembly. Lineage: Eukaryota; Metazoa; Cnidaria; Anthozoa; Malacalcyonacea; Plexauridae.